Molecule: messenger RNA, 1209 nt
Organism: Anopheles cruzii
Lineage: Eukaryota; Metazoa; Arthropoda; Insecta; Diptera; Culicidae
Product: GTP-binding protein 10 homolog
Exons: 4
Coding region: 1-1152 (383 amino acids)
Cellular component (GO): mitochondrion
Molecular function (GO): magnesium ion binding; GTP binding; GTPase activity
Source: RefSeq, a predicted model, not a curated record
AUGGUUUUCAUUCAGAACUAUUUACUUAAAUCGCUUAAAAAGCCAAUUCGUAACUAUCUCAGAAGUCGCUUUCUGGAUUCGCUGCGGGUGACGGUAAAAGGUGGCCACGGUGGCAACGGAUUUCCCAAGUAUGGUGGAGCUGGUGGGCAAGGGGGAGCCGUCUAUUUUGUUGCCAAAGAGGGUAAAUCGUUGCGCGAUGUUGUCACAAUGUUUCCCGCCAAGCGUGUGGUGGCCGGAAAUGGCGAAGAAAGUUCCAAGAUCCGGAUCCUUGGUCGGCGGGGUAUCGACCAGAAGGUGGAAGUUCCGGUGGGAAUUCGCGUGCUGGACGACGCCAAUGGUUUGGUAGCGGAGCUGGACGAGGAAGGUAAAACUUGUCUAGCGGCAGGCGGUGGAAGCGGAGGUUGUUCCGGAAACUCUUUUCUCGGAAAGAAAGGUCACCAGCGCACGCUCACGCUUGAUCUAAAGCUCAUCGCCGAUAUUGGGCUGGUCGGUUUUCCUAACGCUGGCAAGAGUACGUUGGUGAAGGCGGUGUCCAGAGCAUCCCCAAAAAUUGCUUCUUAUCCUUUUACCACUAUCCGGCCACAGAUUGCGACGAUAGAGUACGAUGACUACCGGCAGAUAACGAUAGCCGAUCUUCCGGGACUGAUUGAAGGAGCACACGCAAAUUUCGGAAUGGGUCAUAAGUUUCUCAAGCACGUUGAACGCACGCGGCUUCUGCUGAUCAUCGUCGAUGUGUUUGGGUUUCAAUUAAGCCAAAAGCAUCAGAAGCGGAACUGUUUGGAAACGAUCUAUGCGCUAAACAAAGAAUUGGAGCUAUACGACAAGGCUCUGCUUGAUAAACCUUGCGCCCUGAUAAUCAACAAAAUGGAUAAAGAAGGAGCAAUAGAGGAAAUCUGCAAAUAUGAACAAUAUUUUCACUCCCUGCAAGACGGCCUUAAGCUAUGCCCUCCCGAGCUGCUCCCGGAAAAGCUUCUCACGAUCGACAGUGUGAUACCGAUUUCAGCUAAAAAUAUGAAAGAAAUUGAAAAAGUGAAACAGGAAGUACGAACCAUUCUCGAUGUGAAAGCAGAAGAAGAGCUGCUGGAACAAAGUUCCAACCAAGAGGCAAAUCUUCGUCUAAAACUAGACGAACGAGGACCAAGGGUUGUGUAAGAAUCCUUGUUAUGCGUGUAGUAUGUACAUAUCUAGAGCAAUAAAAGUACCGAUCAA